This is a messenger RNA of Trichophyton rubrum CBS 118892, 1476 nucleotides long. RefSeq lists its product as uncharacterized. NCBI's taxonomy places the organism in Eukaryota, Fungi, Ascomycota, Eurotiomycetes, Onygenales, Arthrodermataceae. The transcript has 2 exons. Bases 1 to 1476 code for a protein of 491 amino acids. The record is from RefSeq and is a predicted model, not a curated record.
AUGGCCAUGGAAUCUCCAGCUUCGGGUCCGACUUCAGAGGCUGCGGCUGCGGCUCCAAAGCCAGCUCCAAAGCCGCAGAAUCCUGCCCUGCGCAUGCUAGGGCUUCCAAGUAUUAAGCUGAAGCUUCCGUCAAGGAAUUGGAUGAUAUUCCUGACUGUGACCGGCUCGUUCAUCGGUGCUCUGGUAUACGACCGCCGUGAAAAGAAGAAGAUACAAGAGAAAUGGGCGAACAUGGUGGCUCACCUUGCCGAUGAGCCGCUACGGACCACCGAGGCGCGAAGGAAGGUCACGGUGUUUCUAUCCGCUCCCCCGGGAGACAGCUUGCGCAAUGCAAGGGACCAUUUCCGCGACUACGUUAAGCCUAUACUCGUCUCUGGAGCAUUGGACUACGAGGUCGUCGAGGGAAGACGAGAGGGAGAUCUCAGAGCCGCUAUUGCUAGCAGAAUUCGCAGAAAAAGAGAGCUGGCUGGUGAGUCAGGUCCAUUGCCUGAACCUGAUCUCCAAACAGCCGACUUUGAGACCAAACUUCGACAUAUAAGAGCGGCCACGGGUGUCCACGACGAACCGGAGACGAAAGGGGAUUUAGUUCUUGGUCGACAUGCAUGGAAAGAAUAUAUCAGAGGCAUCCAUGAGGGUUGGCUGGGGCCUUUGAUAGACCCUGCUUCUCUACAACCAGCGGUGGUAGAAGACAACACACCCAAGGAACCGCUACUAUCAGAUACACCAGACCAAACCUCGACAAAGGAACCACCAAAGGACGAAAAGGAAGAGGCGGAGAAACCAGCAGAGAAAACAAAGCCCAGUGGCCCUCCAGCCUCAUACCUUCUCCCCUCCGCAUAUCACACUCACCAAAUCUCCCCCAUUGCUCCCACUGAGUUCGACGGCUCAGCUCCCGUUGCAUUCCCUCAUAUACUUGGCUUCCUCAACACUCCCAUCCGCACGUACCGAUUCCUCAACCGUCGCCAUCUAGCUGAUAAAGUCGGAGAGCAAGUUGCUGCUGCUGUACUCGCUUCAUCUAUAAGACCUUACGCCGACAACACACAUAGCUCUGAGUCCGAUUUCUCCUCUAUAACCCAGAGCCAGCCUCAAAAUUCCACAUCUGAUGGAUCUAGCCCCUCGUCAGAUGCAAGCACAAGCGAGCAGCAGUUUGUUCUUCAAGAGGAGGAAAAGGAUUGGCACAAGUCAGCGUAUAAACAGCCCACUGACCCGGCUGAGAUCAGAGAGGAGCGUGAAUGGACCGAUCCCAUGACUCUUGAUCCACGAAUUUCCUCGAGGAUGCGUAGGUUUGUGCUCUCUCCUGAUGAACUCGCUCGAUCUCAGCGCAUUGCUGAGGGUAAGGAGUGGGUUAUUGGUCAGGAGAAGCCAGUUCAUGUUCCCGUCUGGAAAUCUCUCUGGGCUACAUACGGCUGGGGAGAGGAAGAGAAUGCAAGGAGCAAAGUCAUUAUUGGGAAUCUAGACGGCGAGGAUGGUGAGUAG